Molecule: messenger RNA, 1457 nt
Organism: Engraulis encrasicolus (European anchovy)
Lineage: Eukaryota; Metazoa; Chordata; Actinopteri; Clupeiformes; Engraulidae
Gene: c4h15orf40
Product: chromosome 4 C15orf40 homolog
Exons: 5
Coding region: 101-655 (184 amino acids)
Cellular component (GO): cytoplasm
Source: RefSeq, a predicted model, not a curated record
GCCUCAAAGAGAUGCCGCAUGCAGAAAAAUAUGGCUUGCAUUUUGAAGAAGUAAAUCAAAAUUAGAUAACUCCUGUCAUCGUUUUUAGAAAUAGGUGUACAUGAAUCCACGUGGUCCUUUUUUGCUAUUGGCAUUUCGACAAUUAUUUAAACCAGUGGCCUUCAGCAACGCCUUCACGUUCUUUCAGAGGACUGCAAGUUUUCAUACAUUCUGUGCAGACUGCCACAGGGGUGCUGUGUUCUGGUGUCAGUUUAGUCAAAAACGUCAACUACUAUUUAAGAGCAGAGCCAUGCCAAAGAAAGAUAAACUGGGUAAAGGUGCAAAAACACAACCAGAACAGAGCAUACCGGUAGGUCCAGUGUCACGAAACAAGGCUGGAGGAAUUUCGAUAGCAGUUCACGCUAAGCCUGGAUCCAAGCAAAAUGCCAUUACUGAUGUGUCGCCAGAAGCGGUAGGUGUCGCUAUUGCUGCACCCCCAACUGACGGAGAGGCGAAUUCUGAAUUGAUUCGGUACCUAUCCAAGGUGCUGAAUGUGAAGAAAAGCGAAGUAGUUUUGGACAAGGGUUCCAGAUCCAGAGAAAAGGUCAUCAAUGUGUCUGGAUCGCUGAGUCCUGAAGAGGUUCUGGAGAGACUGAAGGCAGAGUCAACGCAGUGAAAGUACACUCACUUGAAUGCAGAAGGCAGAUUCCACUGUAAAGAGUGGGCAGUCAGAGGCUUUGGCCAUCCAUACACCUACUUCUCACGUGGAAGCAGAGGAGCUGGAUGAUGUCAUAGUCCACAUGCCAGAGGCAUCCUGCGUCCCCUCAGGUGUCAUGGUGCUCACCACAUCUAUUGUGAUCAGCGGAAGAUCCAACGCCAGGCAGGAAUGUAAUUAUUCAUGUAUUAAGAACUGCAGACUGAAGUUCAUCUGACAAAUGCUCUGGCCUUGUCAUCAAAACAGGCAUCUGGACAAGCAGAAAGAAUGUAGAAUGGGGACAAGGUCUGACAGGUGGCUUUUUUGUCACAAAGAGAGCUUGGUUUAUCAGAUGCUCAGAUAAAAUGAUGGAGAUUAAUGGGUUUGAUCAAAGACAGUGUGUGUGUUAACAUCUAAACAAAUAAGGAAUAUGCUAAUACCCCUGCUUACAGACAAAGAGAAUUAUUCUGGUGAAGAAACGUUUUUAACAAGUGCAGUGCGCUAAGCCCCCCACACAUGAGCUUGCAUGCCCAUUCGGCCUGGGUCAUAUCUCAAUCUCACCCUGUCCCCCCCCCCUAAUUUCCCAUCUCCAUCUUUUACUGUCCUGUCUAAAUAAAGUAUAAAAAUGACCAAAACAAUUAAAAAGAAGGUCUCUGGGUAACUCAACAGAAUGAAUUACUGACCAAAUUGUCCUGAUAAGAUGCAACCUUACUGUAACAUGUUCUAACACUACCAAUGUUUUUUUGCUCAAUUCAAGUUCCAUAAUUAAAUGUAUUUUCUUUUA